UAUCUCCUACAACAACACACACGGAUAUCUCUUUCUCUUUUCUCGUUCUCUUUCUUUGGUUUGGCUUCGGCUUUGGCUUUGGCUUUGGUUUUGGCUUCUCUCAAAUCCUCGAAAUUUUUUGUAUAUUCACUUACAAUGCUCUGUUGUUGAUCACACUUUCAUGUCUCACCCCACCAAACGCUUGGCCACCACCUUCCGUGCUCCGACCUCUUCCUCCUCCUCCUCCUCCUCUUCUGCUCCCCCAAUGAAGAAGACCAAGUCCCACGCCGUUUCCUGUUCUCUCGACCCAUCCAAGAAUGGCUUGCACCACCAUCCUCCUACUGCCACUCACGAUUUCGCCUCCCCCCAAGAUAACGACGUCGUUUUCGACCCCUCUUCUAUGGCCCUCGACGAAGAUCUCAAGCCCGAAGACCCCGCUGGUCGAGCCGUCGCCGCCAAUUUGUCCAGGAAGAAGGCCACGCCGCCGCAGCCCGCUAAGAAGCUCGUUAUCAAGCUCAACAAAGGAAAACCAAUGUUACCCACAAAUUUUGAAGAGGAAACAUGGGGAAAGCUGAAGUCAGCUAUUUGCGCUAUAUUCUUAAAGCAACCUGAUUCUUGUGAUCUAGAGAAGCUAUAUCAGGCUGUUAAUGAUCUAUGCCUUCAUAAGAUGGGGGGUAAUCUUUAUCGGCGGAUUGAAAGAGAAUGUGAAACACAUAUAGCUGCUGCAUUGCGAUCCUUGGUUGGUCAAAGCCCAGAUUUGGUGGUUUUUCUAUCACUUGUUGAGAGAUGCUGGCAGGAUCUUUGUAACCAAAUGUUGAUGAUCCGUGGUAUAGCUCUAUAUCUAGAUAGAACAUAUGUGAAACAAACACCAAAUGUCCGUUCAUUAUGGGACAUGGGCUUGCAGCUUUUCCGCAAGCAUCUUUCUUUAUCUCCAGAAGUAGAACACAAGACUGUUACUGGCCUUUUAAGAAUGAUCGAAAAAGAACGAUUAGGUGAAGCAGUGGAUAGAGCACUUCUUAACCAUCUUCUGAAGAUGUUUACUGCAUUAGGAAUUUACUCAGAAAGCUUUGAGAAACCAUUUCUUGAGUGUACUUCUGAAUUUUAUGCUGCGGAAGGCAUGAAAUACAUGCAGCAAUCGGAUGUUCCAGAUUACUUAAAGCAUGUGGAGACAAGGUUACAUGAAGAACAUGAGAGAUGCUUGCUCUACCUGGAUGCUAGUACAAGAAAGCCAUUAAUAGCAACUGCUGAAAAGCAACUACUUGAACGCCAUAUAUCUGCUAUUCUUGACAAGGGGUUCAUGUUGUUGAUGGAUGGAAAUCGUAUUGAGGACCUUAAAAGGACGUACAAUCUCUUAUCUAGGGUUAAUGCUCUUGAAUCUCUAAGGCAAGCUCUUAGCUCAUACAUCCGGAAAACAGGCCAGGGCAUUGUCAUGGAUGAAGAGAAAGAUAAAGAUAUGGUAUCAUGCCUUUUGGAUUUUAAGGCUUCUCUUGACACAAUAUGGGAAGAAAGCUUCUACAAGAAUGAAGCGUUUUGCAAUACCAUAAAGGAUGCUUUCGAGUAUCUGAUUAAUUUGCGUCAGAACCGGCCUGCUGAACUGAUUGCAAAGUUUUUGGAUGAGAAACUUCGUGCUGGGAAUAAAGGUACCUCUGAAGAAGAAUUGGAAGGCACCCUCGACAAAGUCUUGGUCUUAUUCAGGUUUAUACAGGGCAAGGAUGUAUUUGAAGCCUUCUACAAGAAAGAUCUUGCAAAGAGGCUGCUUUUGGGGAAGAGUGCUUCUAUUGAUGCAGAGAAGUCUAUGAUCUCUAAGCUGAAAACCGAGUGUGGAAGUCAAUUUACAAACAAACUUGAGGGAAUGUUUAAGGAUAUUGAGUUAUCAAAAGAGAUAAAUGAGUCCUUCAAACAAUCAUCCCAAGCAAGGACGAAACUUCCAUCAGGGAUUGAGAUGAGUGUUCAUGUCCUAACCACAGGGUACUGGCCAACAUACCCUCCCAUGGAUGUUAGACUGCCUCAUGAACUGAAUGUGUAUCAGGACAUUUUCAAGGAGUUUUACUUGAGCAAGUACAGUGGACGACGUUUGAUGUGGCAAAAUUCACUGGGUCACUGUGUAUUGAAAGCUGAGUUUCCUAAAGGCAAAAAGGAGCUUGCAGUUUCUCUUUUUCAGACUGUUGUUCUGAUGCUGUUUAAUGAUGCUGAGAAGCUAAGCUUUCAAGAUAUUAAAGACUCCACAGGCAUUGAGGAUAAGGAACUAAGAAGAACUUUGCAGUCCCUUGCUUGUGGAAAGGUUCGAGUCCUUCAAAAGUUGCCCAAAGGGAGAGAUGUGGAGGAUGAUGAUUCAUUUUUGUUCAAUGACGUAUUUACUGCUCCUCUCUACCGUAUCAAGGUAAAUGCAAUCCAGAUGAAGGAAACAGUAGAGGAAAACACAAGCACCACCGAAAGAGUAUUCCAAGACCGACAAUAUCAGGUUGACGCUGCUAUUGUUCGGAUAAUGAAAACUAGGAAAGUGCUAAGUCACACACUUCUGAUUACUGAACUCUUCCAACAGCUCAAGUUUCCAAUUAAACCGGCUGAUUUGAAGAAGAGGAUCGAAAGCCUCAUCGACAGAGAGUACCUAGAGCGGGACAAGAGCAACCCACAAAUUUACAACUACUUGGCAUAAUCAAACCUUUUUUUUUCUUUUCUUUUUGGCUCUUGUAAAUGACACUGGAGGAGGGCUUCUGUCAUCAGAAGGAGGCAGAAUGUGCAAUUCCUUGUCGGAUUAAUGUACAGUGAUCGUCCUAGUUUUUCAUUUUUGAUGAGAUUGUUACUUGUUGUAAAUUAUAUUCAGUUUUUUUUUUCUUCCAAUUUAUAUUCCUUUCAUGGAGUUUGAUUUUCA
Molecule: messenger RNA, 2851 nt
Organism: Humulus lupulus (European hop)
Lineage: Eukaryota; Viridiplantae; Streptophyta; Magnoliopsida; Rosales; Cannabaceae
Product: cullin-4
Exons: 17
Coding region: 161-2635 (824 amino acids)
Biological process (GO): protein ubiquitination; ubiquitin-dependent protein catabolic process
Cellular component (GO): cullin-RING ubiquitin ligase complex
Molecular function (GO): ubiquitin protein ligase binding
Source: RefSeq, a predicted model, not a curated record